AUGCCGGCUACAAGCACGGCCCCCGUCACAGUCACUCACUGUGCCACGGCCUGGCGCCACUUGGACGCUCAGAAGUUGAUGUGUCCGAGUCCGACCGAUGUGCAGUUUUGGCAACGUGGCAACGCAUCGCACCAUCGAGGUGAUGACGGCUCCAACGCUGUCAAAAACUUGACCGAUGGAGCCUUCACGAUCACUGGCAAGCCUUCCAAAGGUUCACCUGUCAAUGCUCUUGGCACGAUUCCGCUUACUUCUGGGCAAUACUUCGAGGACGGUGAUGGACCAUUCAUUGGAGUUGGGAAGCUGGAGAACUUCGCACAAGGAUACAAGUGUAAGGGUCUCCUGUUUGGUGGCCCGGGCAAUUUGUCCAACGGCUCUGCGCUCAUGAAGGGGGAGUUUGGAGAGCAGGUCUCGAAGGGCUCGGUCGUUGGCAUCCUCUUCGAGAUGACUUCAGACCUUGUGACCCUGACCGUGUACCAAGACGGGCGAUGCCUGGGGCCGGCUUUUACAGCAAAGCGACAGGAGAAGGCCCAGCUCUUUCCGCUGGUUCAGGCGAAGAGCGAUGGCGACACCUUCCGGAUUGCCUUCAAGGCCCCGCCGGCAGUCCGCAGCAGAGAAGCUGGCUGCCAGGAGGGAUUCGGGGGCAGUUGGGCCAUCGAGAAGAUGAUGGUUGGUCCCGAACUCGGCGAGUACCCGCUUUUCACAAAGAUGAACGAGAAGCCAGUCGUAUUAAAAGUUACCAUGGGCCCAAGCGGCUCUGUUCGGAUGGGCGCCAAAGUUGUGAACGUGCUCAAUUUUUCCGCAUCCUCGGGUGCCGAUGCCAGCUUGGCUCCCUUUGAUGCCUUGACAGUGAAUCCUGGCAUCUCAACGAUGAUGGCAGGCCCGGAGCCUAUGAUGGACGCCGAGUCGAAGCUUUCAAACGGACUUCAGGGUGCCCGCAAGUGGAUCGUUUCUAAUGGCAAGCUGCUGAUCAAUGGACCAACCUUUGAGAUCUCCUGCGCUCGCCACAUUGAGUCGUUCGAACCUGUGGAUACGGAGAUCUGUCCUUGUCUAACCAGCAUGUGGACUCGUUUGGCUGUGGCUCGCUUUGGAGCAUCCUGCCUUCACGAGGCCCAGGGAUUUGCCAAUCUGCGGCUCGAAAUGUGCAGCCAGGCCCACAGCCCUCAGCGACAUCUGACCCUCCAGCAGAUUGCCGGCAGGGAGAUCAGGAAUGGGAACCUGCGUCAGGCGACCUGGCUUCUGAACACUUGUCAGAAAAGCCAACAGGCAGCCGAUCCCGAAGUUUACAGCCAGAUCAUCACGGCUUUUGCUGCACGUCGACUGAUGAGGGAGGCGGUGAGCUGGAUGAACGCGGCACUGGCAAUGGACCUGGAGCUGGAUGCUGCCGCUUUUGCUGCUGUAGAUCUUCAUCAGAGCAAGAAAGAUGUCGGUCCACGGGAGGAGUUGGACGAAGAAGGCCACAAAAAGUGGUGGAGAACGGUCUCACGAAUGAGGGAGGGUGGUCUUUUGGAAGGCACUGUGGGCCGAGAUGCGCUGCGCUAUCUCCAGAAAGCUUGCCAAUCUCGGCUAAAAGUUCAGGCCACUGUGUUCCAGGAUGCCAUCCGUGGCUUCAGAGACGAUCCAGAUUCUGCGGCCGAGUGCCUUCAAUGUGCAAGCAAGCUGCGUCUGGAGCAGGAGGCCUCCACCUUCCAUUCCGUAAUCAUGAAAUGCUGCAUGCAUGGCCUGCUAGACAAAGCAUCGGCACUUGUGGAUACCAUGGCCGAGAGCGGAUGGCAGCCUGCAUCUGACAUCUACCGUGCCUUGUGCCACGGUCAGGCAUUGAGGCACAACGAGACCGGCGUGGAAUUCUGGCUUUCCAAGCUGGAGGAUACCGAGAUGGAGCUGGCCCCGUUUCGCUUGAUGUCGUAUCAUCGAGCAGCAAAAGGCAAGGCGGAGUCAUCCGAGGCUUGGCUGGAGCGUGCACAUGAGGCGGCACUACAUCCUGAUGUUGCCUGUUACAACGAGGUCCUGGCAGCCUUCUCGCGGCCCAAUAAGGGCUGUGCAACCGAAUGGGCUCUGCCUGCCAAGCGGGCGCAUGGAGCGUGGAGGUGCUUUCAGCAAAUGCGUCAAAAGGCUGUCGAGCCGGAUGCUGGAUCCCACAGGUCGGUACUGCGCGGCUUUGCCCGGUCUGGCCUUACGAGGCGUAGCGUGGAAUGGAUGCAGCAGAUGCUGGUGGUGAAUGUGGCCGUCGAUGAGACAUGCUACAAUUCGCUGCUUUGUGGCCUUGCGCGGGCCAGAGAGGCUGCACUCGCAUCGACGUGGCUCCAGAGGAUGGUGGUAGACAAGCUGGAAGCAGAUGAGGUCGCCUUCAAUGCUGUGGUUUCGUCCCACUUGGACAUCGGCGACUGGAAGAAGGCUGCACAGUGGCUGAAGCGAAUGGUCAUCCGUAAUCUGACGCCCGUGAGGACUCAUUACAACGAGGUCAUCGACCACUGUGUGCAAGAGGGAGAGUUGGACAAGGCCUAUUCGUGGUUGACUUUGAUGAAGGCCACUCCUCCGUCGUUGCCGGAUCUGGUUUCGUACCAUCACCUAAUCAGUGGUGCUGCGGCGCUGGGAAAAGAGAAACAAGCGGCAGACUGGUUUGGGCAGAUGCGAUGUGCGCGAUUGACACCCGAUCCAGUCAUGUUCACUGAUGUGAUCCACGGCUUCGCAAGAAGCACAGCAUAUGAAGCCGCCACUGCAUGGCUGCGACGCAUGGCGAAAGAAACUGUGCAUCCCACCGUCGCGUGCUACAACGCGCUCAUCUCUGCAUGUGCCAGGCAGCGAGACUUGCGACGUGCGGAGCACUGGUUUGAGCAGCUGCCGAUCCAACGGCUGCAGCCGGGAACAUAUGUCGUACAUUGUGAAAGCAUGCACACAGUAGGCCUCACGUGCGGCGAUUUUAGUGACAUAGUGAGAGACUAA
This is a messenger RNA of Symbiodinium sp. CCMP2456, 2940 nucleotides long. NCBI's taxonomy places the organism in Eukaryota, Dinophyceae, Suessiales, Symbiodiniaceae. The record is from the annotation of a GenBank genome assembly.